Molecule: messenger RNA, 840 nt
Organism: Histoplasma capsulatum G186AR
Lineage: Eukaryota; Fungi; Ascomycota; Eurotiomycetes; Onygenales; Ajellomycetaceae
Product: non-histone protein
Exons: 2
Coding region: 1-840 (279 amino acids)
Biological process (GO): rRNA pseudouridine synthesis; ribosome biogenesis; snRNA pseudouridine synthesis
Cellular component (GO): box H/ACA snoRNP complex
Molecular function (GO): box H/ACA snoRNA binding
Source: RefSeq, a predicted model, not a curated record
AUGGCCAAGGAUAAGUCCGAUAGAGAGAGAAAGAAGGAGAAGAAAGAGAAGAAACGCUCCGAGACCGAUGGUGUGCACAAGAAAUCUAAGAAAGAUAAAAAGAAGGAUACAAGUUUGCUUGCUGAAGCCGUGGAGAAGGAAUUGACCACAAAGGUCCUAGAGCAUCUGGAGAAACCCGAUGCCGAGCCAGCUCCUACCGUUACCGCUGCUGAGACCACUUCGAAGAAACCUGCUCCGGAGCGAAUUGUUGGCGCUCUCGUUCCGUUUGCAAAUCCCCUAGCCCAAGAUAAGGUUGCAAAGAAGCCGCUCGACCCUCCCACCGAUGUGUGUAGAAUACAACGAGACACAGCUAUGACCAGUAUUGUGCGGUCAAAUGAUGUUGAUGGAGUUCGUCUCCCAAGCAAUUAUUUUACUAACAGCAAUGAAUUAUCGUCCUCUGCAGCUGCUGUAAAUAAGUCUCUCAAACGUGGCGUGAAAGAAGUUGUCAAAGCGCUCCGGAAAUCACCAGUACCUGCACCAAACGCCGUAAUCGACACCCCAACCGCUGUCGUCGUCCUCGCAGCGGAUAUCUCACCCAUGGACGUCAUAUCACAUAUUCCUGUUCUGUGUGAAGACCACGGAAUCCCUUACGUUUAUGUCACAUCAAGAGCUGAGUUAGGAAGUGCAGGUGCCACAAAACGACCUACAAGUGUUGUCAUGGUGUUGCCACGAUCAAGCGCAAAGGGCAAGAAAGACAAGGACAAGAAGGAUAAGAAGGAUGGAGGAGACGGUGAGGAUAAAGAAUACUAUACGGAGCUUGUGAAGGUUGCGCAAAAGGAAUCGAAAAGGGUAAAAGUUUAG